This is a messenger RNA of Dinoponera quadriceps, 5006 nucleotides long. RefSeq names its product protein tamozhennic (gene tamo). The transcript is spliced from 6 exons. Gene Ontology annotation, cellular component: cytoplasm. Bases 291 to 2228 code for a protein of 645 amino acids. NCBI's taxonomy places the organism in Eukaryota, Metazoa, Arthropoda, Insecta, Hymenoptera, Formicidae. The record is from RefSeq and is a predicted model, not a curated record.
UCAUUUGGCGGAGCCACGUGUUCGCGGACGCGUUUCAACGCGGUCGCGCACCUCCGAUCGUUGCGUUUCCAAUGCAUGAUGUAAUUGCGAACAUAACCAAGAAAAGUUUUGCGAAAAAUAUUUACUGUUUACGGGGAGCGCGAUGUAACGACACGCAGUCCGAGUGCCAACCAAUGAUUCGGCGGAUCGCUAACCCCUGAGAUGGGAAAACACGUCGUGUCGCAGGUUGGAGCUAGCCGCACUUCGAAUCGGGAAUCUGUUCCAAAAUCAGAUUUCUAGGAGGGACAAAAAUGGCGACUGAUGUAAUAAUCAGGAGCAAGGAUAGGCUGCAAGAAAUCAGCAUGAAACUGGAGCACAGUCACUUGGCUUAUCUGCAGACAGACGACAGUCCUCUGAAGUUACAGCAACGUCACAAAUUAGAAGGUUUUAUAAAGGAAUACCUUUGUCUGGUGCCCAAUGAGAAUAAGUAUGUGUUUCAAGAAACAGCGGAUAUUUUGCACAGAUCGGCAGCUACAGUGACAGAUUUCAGUGGGUACAGAGCAGCGACCGCUUGGAGCGCAAUUUCGUUGUAUGCAGCUAACCUUUUGGCUCAGCCUUGGCGAAAAGAAUAUAGGACAGUGAGGACUUACAGUGGCUAUUACAAACAUGAGGUGGAGGCGAACUUAAUAGGUGCGGAGUUAAUGUUCGAGCAGAUGGGCUAUAAACAUACCGGCCUGGGUGUGCUGACUCUGGAGGGACCGAUCGAUCCGGAUAAAGUCUCCAGUGUCAGCAGGGAUGCUAUCGUGGCUUUCGUAGAGUGUCAGAUCCUGAAGCAGAUAUGGGAGAGCGUGUCGCAGAACUACACCAUCUCCUGGCUGGAGGUGUUGGAGUUCCGGGAGAGCAACGUCGGCACGCCGGAGCAGGCGAUCCGUGCGCUCAACUACCGCUUCCUCGAGAAGCUGCAUCAGAACCGCGCGGUCAAGACCAACAGCUACAAGGAUUACUACGCUCAGCAGCAGCAAACUAGUGUGGACCCCGUGCCGCUCACCGCCGUGCCGUAUCAGCUGAUGCAACCGAACUACAACGCGGCGACGAUGCCUCCGGUCUGCCAGACGGACUACAGACGCAUCGAGGACGUGAGCAACAUCGUGUCGGCUAACUACCGGUACUACCAGCCGCCCGACCACACCUUCGUCAACUGUUGCAACACCUACGGCUGCCUGCUGCACGGCAACAAAUUCUACAGCGGCGGUGUGCAAGCGGACCCAUAUUGCGCCACGUUGCCGGCUUACCCGCCGAUUCGAGUGCCGACCGGCAGGCUGAUAGAGCUCGACGCCGUGCCGGCGUCCACGGUGAUCCACUACGGCGACAAGGCUCCCCGCAAGUCCCACAGGAUAUCGGACUUGGACGAGGUGGACUUCUACCGGCGGCAGCAGCAACCUCUGAGCGACGUCGACCAUUACAGCGAGUACGGCAAGACGAUGGACAGGAAGGCCGCGAGCAGAUCCAACUCCAGCGUCGGCAGGACGCGCGGCGACAGUUACGACACGUGGGAUUUCGUGUACAAGAAUCUCGAGAGCCAGGGUUACUCGAAGGACCUCGGCGAGCGGGAGGACGUGCUGCAGCACCGGAAAGAGCUGGACUCGCGCGCCCAGUCCAAGCACAGAACGCUGCGGACGGAGAACGAGGGCAAGUACAGCGCGCACCGUUCGGAGAAGAGGAGGAGCGGCAGGAGCGAGGCGAACGACGUCGAUGCCAGCGAGACGAACGGCAGGAAUCACCAGGACGUCCUGCCGUUCAAGAAGAAGUCCUCGUCGUUCGAUCUCUCGGACUCGAGCAGGUACAACAACAGCGGCGCCGCUCUGACGAUGGACGCGUACAGCCAGGACAAGAGGCACAACCAGACCCUGCCGAUGCCGCGCACGCACAGAUCCUCGGAUCAGAUAGCGAGGAUCGAGGACUCGCUGAGGAACCUCGACAUCGCGCGAACGAGCAAGGACCCGACGGGGAAGGAGGGGCGGCAGGACGCGAACGAGAGGAGGUGGAACUGCGGUACGUGCACCUAUCUGAACACGCCCGACCGGGACAUCUGCGAGAUGUGCGGCAAGUCGAGAUACAAGGGCAACGAGGACAAGCCGCUCGCCAGCGGCGGUAAGGAGUGCCCCAAGUGCACGCUGGUGAACGAGAAGGACGUUUCUAUCUGUGAUGCCUGCCAUGCCAGUCUGAAGGACUCUCCGACCUACAUAUAGACGAACCAAGUUCCUCGAGGCCUAGGGAAGAGAGGAAGAAGGGGGAGUUACGAAGGAUGCGACGGUCGGUGUGAUAACGAGAGCAGUUGCGAGCUGUGCGAGAUCGCCCGGGCGAUGUCGAUUCGUCGACUACAACCGCCGUUCGGGCGCUUAAGGCCUAUCCAGACAAGCUUGCAUAUAAUCAUAUAUUGCAUAUGCAUAGGGAAAUGUACCGAUCCGUGCAGCAAAAGGAUGUCUUCUAUAUGGGACACAUGAUUGGUCGAUCGGUUUGCAUUAUAUGACUAUGCAAGUUUGUCUAGGUAGGCCUUUAUCCGGGCAAACUUGCAUAAUGCAUAUGCAGAAGGAAGUUAACCAAUCUUCCAUAUGUCUGAUAUAGAAGAGAUCCGUUUUCUGCACGGAUCAUGAUUGGUUGGUUUUCUCAUGCAUAUGCAAUAAUGCAAGUUUGUCAGAAGAGGCCUUUGGGAGUACCGAAGUACAGAUUUCUGCAUAAUGUGUAAGGAAAUGAUGUGAAUCAAUUAAAAUCCUUUGUUUCUACCCCCAGAGUUGUAAUGGAGGGCUCUGAUUGGUUGAUUCUUUUUAUGUCUUACGCGUUAUGCGUUUUACGAAAGUCGAUCCUUCUUCACCUCGAGAAAAAAAAAGGGGGAGUUCGUCGCACGAUCGGAUGACGAUGAUAACGAUGAUUUUUGCCGCAGUUGUUUUGCGUGUCGCGGAUCAUGUGUAAGAUAUAUGGAGGGAUACGUCUGGGAAUGCGUACAACGCGAAUCUUUUUCAACGACCUAAAACGAAAACGGAAGGAGGCAGGUGGGAAAACAAAAAAAGAGAACUUAGAGGCAUAAUAUAUUGAUAGCAUACAAAUCCUGAGACCUAUAUAGAGAAGAGAGGGUACAAAGCUAUUUAUUUAAAAUUUAUCUCUCGCGCGGUAAGCAUGUAACGAUUCCUCUUUAGUAUCACAUUAGCGUUAUAAAUUGGGGCCUAUCGGGUGAAUGUCGAGUAGGCAUCGGGAUCAUACGCAUCACUAUUAACGCUUUCGUAGCAGUUAACGACUUGCUGAAAUCGAAUGAACCGGUUAUAAGAUUCUCUGUCGACGGGUAAAAACAAAUCGUAGAACCAAUUCGGUGCAGAUUUGUCGGGGAAUGGCGGAAAUUGCACCAUUACUUGUCGAACAGAUGCUUGAUUGUUACGUUUGAUUUUCUGUCGCACAAAUAUUGUGCAAUUGUUCCCCAAACCCUCGAGAAAACGUUAUAGAAAACGUGGUGCAGUUAACUGUCGCUGUUGUGGGAUAAUCACGAAGCGAAGAACGAAUCAUUGUUAUUGUAAUUCAUAGAUUUUGUACAUAAGCGCGCCACACUAUAUAAUGGAAUUAUUAAUUUUAGUGAAAUUUAAUGAGACGAAAUUUUCGAAAUGAUUUACAUCAAACGAAAUUAUCUCCAGAAAAUGUUGGAUCAGCAGCUGGUUCUCGGUUUGCGUAUAAUAGUCUACGCAAUGUUAGGAACCUUCGGAGGAGUGUUUUACGUUUCACUAAGGAGUUCCCCCCAGAAGGUAUAAAUUAGAGGCGUUUGUUGCGAGAUACGAAGAACGUUGAACCCAGCUUUAUCAGAUUAUAAAACUGUCGUGUAAUCGGUUGCGGAUUGUUGUUACAACAUGUCAUAAUAAUAUAUGCAUAUUGUGCUGCACAAUGAUAGAAAAGGAGAGAACGUUGCUGGAAGUAACGGUAACGAAAAUUUGAUACGAUCGGCUGUAUACAGAUUCUAUGAUGACUGACAAGAUUCUCCUGGCGAAAUGGCAUCUACAUUAUAAAUCACAUUCUGUACGAUCGUCUCAAAGUAACUCUUUCUUAUUUAUUUAUAUAAGAGCAACUUAUGUUAAAAAUGCCCAUCAUAUUAUUUAUUCAUACAUUCCUUAUUCAUCGAUUCGUUGAAACGUUAAAUUUGUCCCGUUCAUCGAAUACCUCCCGUGUAUCUGCAACAUCUGUGUGUGUGUGUGUGUUUCAUUUCACGUUACAUUGAAGCUUGGUUCGGAUCGUUGGAUGUAUGUAACUUGCAGUGUCUUAACUUUACACGUAUGUAAGAUACGCGCCGAAUGCUUGAGUCCCCGCAGUUUGUCGAAGUUGCACAAAACGAUAUAUAUAUGCAGCUAAGUAAGCUUAGUCGAAAAUGUUUCUCUUUGUCCAGAGACAUUGGACCUUUGCUCAAUAGAAGAAUCUCUAACAAAAAAAAAGCUUGAGCUAAUGUACUUCAAUUUACUUAGUUCAGUCCCCCCUCCCCCCACCCCUAAGCAUUUUUAUUAACCGCAUAGUCAAUAAAGAGAAAUUUUUUAUUUACCGUACCGUGUAUACCAUCUUAGCCUAAUUCAUGUAAUUUAACGCGUCGAGGUUAAUAGAGAAAACGACUCGUGGCCACGUCGCUUAAUAUAGGCGAUGCACUGAUAAGAGAUAGCAAGAGAUAUAUAUUAAUAGGACAAUUGGCGCUUUAAAGACGAAGACUUAGUACAACAAUAAUCCUUGUGCUUUUCCCAAAUAAGGGAGAUAUCCGUUUGUAUUUCAGGUAUAUAUACUCUAUCGCAGAUAAUUUUUAAUACCGUUUAUAAAAGUCUGAUAUUACAAUUGUAGUAGAAUCGAUAUUUUUUCAUCGAUAAAGUAUAAGAGUACGGUAACAACAACAAAGUAGGCAGUGUAAAAGCAUGCAUAAAUGGUUAUAUUGUAACAUCUUGCGGAGUUUAUGUAAAUUGUAUAAUAAUCUGUUGUAUAAUAAAAUUUAAUAUAAUAUACAUGCACACACA